Acaulospora colombiana is the source of this 308-nucleotide messenger RNA. The record is from the annotation of a GenBank genome assembly. NCBI's taxonomy places the organism in Eukaryota, Fungi, Glomeromycota, Glomeromycetes, Diversisporales, Acaulosporaceae.
CUUUUGCUGAUGAAUAUGAUCCUAAACCAGACGUUUUUGACCAAAUAAUUAAUACACUGGUCCCCUUGCUUAUAGUUUUUUUAUUAAAAGAAUCAGAAGAAGAUUUUGAAAAAAAAGCCGAUAUCAAACAAGGAGUAGGCCAAAAAUCAGGAGAUGAUUUUGAAAAAGAAUCCGAUAUAGAACAAGGAGUAGGCCAAAAACCAGGAGAUGAUUUUGAAAAAGAAUCCGAUAUCGAACAAGGAGUAGGCCAAAAACCAGGAGAUGAUUUUGAAAAAGAAGGAAACUUUAACCAAGGAUUAAUACUGUAA